CGUUGGUAGCAAUGCUCUAACCUUUACGAUACAAAGUACACUAGAUUACUUCAAGUCCGCUUCGGAUCCACGACUGGCUGCUACUCGCAGGCCAAUCAACAAAAACUAUGAGUUGUGGUUCCAGGACGUCGCGCAGGCUGCAGCCGCUGGCAAGGUGUAUCCGUACAUCUUCACCAACCAGUGGGCAGGGCAGUUGCAGAUGAUGAUACAAGUCACGACUCAAAUGCAGAAAUCAGAGGUGGCAGAGUUCAAACUGGAAGAUGUCAUGAUGCAUGAUGACAGCGUCACAUACAAAGACGCAUCUGGCAAAGACCAUGUCAUCAACGAGAAGAUGAUGACUGUGCUCAUGAAACACCCGCAGGGAAACAUCCUUGCCCUCCAAAUUUUGAAGACGGGCAUGGACAUUGGAGACCGCAUCCUCAUUGACAGCUAUCCUCUUGCUCGGCUUGCUUUCCUCGCAAUCGAGGCAAAGUACAAGCAUGAUGCCUCACGUGAGCUCAUCAGGCUCCGACUCGAGUUGAGCAACCUCAAAUGCUCCUCGGACAGUGCAUCCACCGUUGACACUUUUCUUAACAAGCUUUCUGGCGUCUAUGACCAGAUGAAGCUCAUCGAGUAUGCCAACAACCCGACAAUGAAGGGCACAGCUCUGCACUUCGCAGACACGAUUGCCAAAAUCCGAUUCUAUCUAUCUUCUGCCUGCACCGCCUUCCGCGUACAUCACCCUUAUUCGAUAUAGUCACGUCAAUGUCUUUUCCGAACAGCAUGAUAGCAAUGACUCAUGAAGACAGACUUGCGUAGACGGUAGGUAAAGUGUGCCCCAGUGAGUACACAUCUCGAUCAAGGCGUGCAAGUUGAUACAAACUGCGAGGUUCAUUCCGGCCAACUUGAAGGAGCAUGGCAACGAAACAAGUCAACCAGGAUCAUCUCGUGGCUCGCCAAUACCUUACGGCCAAUAUUUUGAGCCUGAGGCUUGCAAGUUGAUACAAAGUCAGGAAGUAUUACCUGCUCUGGCGAACGAUUGACCAAAGGCAUGUCAGCCAUGCCGCAUUGCCCUUGCUCCAGGUACAACCUCUUUUUUAUGGUUGUGAUGGCUCCAGAAUCUGUAAGGACACGUUUAGAGAUGUCAUAGU
Molecule: messenger RNA, 1130 nt
Organism: Protomyces lactucae-debilis
Lineage: Eukaryota; Fungi; Ascomycota; Taphrinomycetes; Taphrinales; Protomycetaceae
Exons: 1
Coding region: 200-736 (178 amino acids)
Source: RefSeq, a predicted model, not a curated record